CAGGCUGCUGUCCACCGGCCCAGGUGCUGAAGACCUCCGCCUUGGGACAGCCCAGCCCCCGGGGAGAACUGGCCUCGCACCCAGGCGGAUUGCGGCGGGGACCGGCACUGCAUCCGGAGCGGGAUGAGCGGAGGGGUCUACGGAGGAGACGAGGUUGGGGCCCUGGUCUUCGACAUCGGCUCCUUCUCCGUGCGGGCUGGCUAUGCGGGAGAAGACUGCCCCAAGGCGGACUUCCCCACGACGGUGGGCUUGCUCUCGCACGACGAGUCGGCCAUGGAGCUGGAUGGCGACAAAGAGACCAGAUCCGGGAAGGUGUAUUACAUCGACACCAACUCUUUGCACGUGCCGCGGGAGAACACGGAGAUCAUCUCGCCCCUCAAGAACGGGAUGAUUGAAGACUGGGGGUGCUUCCAAGCCAUCCUGGACCACACUUACAACAAGCACAUCAAAUCGGAGGCCAACCUCCACCCUGUCCUCAUGUCGGAGGCCCCGUGGAACACGCGGGCCAAGCGGGAGAAGCUGACGGAGCUGAUGUUCGAGCACUACGGCAUCCCGGCGUUCUUCCUCUGCAAGACAGCGGUCCUCACAGCUUUUGCCAACGGGCGCAGCACCGGCCUCGUCCUUGACAGCGGGGCAACACACACCACAGCCAUCCCGGUCCAUGACGGCUACAUCCUUCAGCAAGGAAUCGUGAAAUCACCCCUGGCCGGCGACUUCAUCUCCAUGCAAUGCCGCGAACUCUUCCAAGAGAUGAAUAUCGAAAUUGUUCCGCCGUAUAUGAUUUCGGCCAAGGAAGCCGUGCGUGAAGGAGCCCCGCCCAACUGGAAGAAGAAGGAGAAGCUGCCGCAAGUCAGCAAGUCCUGGCACAGCUACACGUGCAACGAGGUUAUACAGGACUUCCAGGCCUCCGUCCUGCAAGUUUCAGAUUCUCCAUAUGAUGAGCAGGUGGCUGCGCAGAUGCCUACGGUCCACUACGAGAUGCCCAAUGGCUACAAUACAGACUACGGGGCAGAGCGCCUGCGGAUCCCAGAGGGGCUUUUCGACCCCUCCAAUGUGAAGGGCCUGUCUGGGAACACCAUGCUGGGCGUCGGCCACGUGGUCACCACGAGCAUCGGGAUGUGUGACAUUGACAUCCGCCCGGGCUUGUACGGCAGCGUCAUCGUCACCGGAGGAAACACUUUGCUGCAGGGAUUCACCGAUCGGCUCAACCGGGAACUGUCUCAGAAGACACCCCCGAGCAUGCGCCUGAAGCUCAUUGCCAGCAACAGCACCAUGGAACGACGGUUCAGCCCUUGGAUCGGUGGCUCCAUCUUGGCUUCUCUAGGCACCUUUCAGCAGAUGUGGAUUUCCAAACAGGAGUACGAAGAAGGGGGCAAACAGUGCGUGGAGAGGAAAUGCCCCUGAAGAUGCAGCCCUGCC
This is a messenger RNA of Candoia aspera, 1419 nucleotides long. RefSeq names its product actin like 6B (gene ACTL6B). Gene Ontology annotation, biological process: chromatin remodeling; nervous system development; regulation of transcription by RNA polymerase II. Lineage: Eukaryota; Metazoa; Chordata; Lepidosauria; Squamata; Candoiidae. Gene Ontology annotation, molecular function: chromatin binding. Bases 124 to 1404 code for a protein of 426 amino acids. The record is from RefSeq and is a predicted model, not a curated record. The transcript is spliced from 14 exons. Gene Ontology annotation, cellular component: NuA4 histone acetyltransferase complex; SWI/SNF complex.